AUGGAUUCAGAAAUCCUCAUUAUAGGCGCAGGCAUCUUCGGAGUCAGCACUGCCUACCAUUUGGCUCGCACCGCCCGCGACCCCUCACGCAUCACCCUCUUAGACAGAGGCUCACCCCCAUCUCCCCUCGCAGCCUCGACAGACGUCAACAAAAUUAUUCGCGCAGAUUAUUCGAACUCACUUUACAUGGAACUAGGCUUCGAAGCCAUCGAGGCUUGGAAAACACUCCCAUUUUUCCGCGAUGCAGGCAUCUACCACCAGAGUGGUUGGAUCGCGAUGAACGAAACUGGCAGUGAUGUGUCUGCGCGAGUGAGGAAGAACUUUCGAGAUAAUGGCAGGGAGGAUGUCACCUUCGACAUGACCGAAGAGGAAGUUCGUCGCAGCUGGAGUGGACUGCUCGGACAGACAGACUGUUCGCCGUUCGGGUCUUACUACUCCAACCCCUCUGCUGGAUGGGCCGAUGCAGGGCGGGCAUUGAAGAUUAUGGAGGACGAGGUGUCCAGGAUGGGAGUCAAUCGUAUAACUCUGAGUGAGGCCGCUCGACUUGUUCUUGGGGAGAAGGGCAUAAAGGGCGUCGAAUCACGGUCUGGGGUGCUCUACACGGCUGAUAAAGUUCUUUUAGCUACUGGUGCGUGGACGAGCCGGUUGAUGUCGUCUCUUGAAGACGAGUUGAGUAUCCCAGAUAUCGACCGAGUGGAAAACCAAGUCACCGCCGCAGGGGUUUGUGUCGCUCAUUUCGAGCUUGGGGAAUCCGAAGCUGCCUCGUAUCGACAGUUGCCGGUGUUUGUCUACGGUGGGCAAGGAGAGGUUAUACCACCGAAUGACUCGGGCGUGCUGAAAUUCACCUUUUCAACAUCGUUUCGAAACACGAUCAAAACCAGGACAGGCCACGAAAUUUCCGUUCCACCAGAUCAGAGCCAGAAUACAGCGCCGCAAGAGCUUCAAGAUGAAUGUAUAAAAUCGGUUCGCGCGCGUCUGCCACAGGUCCUCGAAGGUGGUCGCCAGGUGGAUUAUUAUCGACUUUGCUGGGAUUCUAUCUCGAGAAAUCAACAGCCGCUCAUCACUCGACACCCUGAUUCCAGACUUUCCAAUCUUUAUUUUGCUGUCGGCGGCUCGUUUCACUGUUGGAAGUUUCUCCCAACAAUCGGCAAAUAUGUGGUCAAUGUGCUGAAUCAUGUUAGCAAUGGAUUAGAAAAAGAUCAAGCCUGGUCGUGGAAGCCCCAGUCUUCCGGUGAACGUGGGGUUCAUGAAUCUCUGGUUCCUAAGAGAGAACUUCGAGACUUUGCGCAGUGA
Molecule: messenger RNA, 1293 nt
Organism: Aspergillus wentii DTO 134E9
Lineage: Eukaryota; Fungi; Ascomycota; Eurotiomycetes; Eurotiales; Aspergillaceae
Product: NAD(P)/FAD-dependent oxidoreductase
Exons: 2
Coding region: 1-1293 (430 amino acids)
Molecular function (GO): flavin adenine dinucleotide binding; sarcosine oxidase activity; saccharopine oxidase activity
Source: RefSeq, a predicted model, not a curated record